UUGAUUUGUGCGGAAUUUUUUUGUUUUGCGUGGUUCUUCUACGCAUAACUCGGUCGAGGUUAGGGCUUCGAAUCGCUUCUUGGCGAAGCGGCGAUGGAGCCUCGAGUGGGGAACAAGUUCCAGCUGGGUAGGAAGAUCGGUGGUGGCUCCUUCGGAGAGAUCUAUCUUGGUACUAACAUACAUACAGAUGAAGAGGUCGCCGUCAAGCUCGAGAACAUCAAAACAAAGCAACCUCAAUUGCUAAAUGAAUCAAAAUUGUAUCGGAUCCUUCAAGGAGGAACUGGGAUUCCUAACGUAAGAUGGUUUGGCGUCGAGGGAGAGCACAAUGUACUUGUGAUGGAUUUGCUCGGACCCAGCCUUGAAGAUCUAUUCAACUUCUGUAGUAGAAGGCUCUCCUUGAAGACGGUUCUGAUGCUUGCGGAUCAAAUGAUCAAUCGUGUCGAGUUUGUUCACUCCAAGUCAUUUCUGCACCGAGAUGUCAAGCCAGACAAUUUCGUGAUGGGCUUGGGGAGACGUGCCAAUCUGGUGUACGUUAUUGACUUUGGUCUGGCCAAGAAAUACAGGGACAGCUCGACCCAUCAACACAUCACUCGCAGGGAGAACGUAAAUUUGACCGGAACCGCAAGAUAUGCAAGCGUGAACACUCAUCUUGGCAUCGAGCAAAGCCGGAGGGAUGAUCUAGAGUCUCUUGGGUACCUUCUUAUGUAUUUUCUAAGAGGGAGUCUCCCUUGGCAGGCAUUGAAAGCAGGAACCAAGAAACAAAGGCAUGAGAAAAUUGGUGCGAAAAAGGUUUCUACCUCGAUUGAGGCUUUGUGUCGUGGCUAUCCGGCGGAAUUCGCAUCAUAUUUUCAUUACUGCCGUUCGCUGCAAUUUGAUGAUAAGCCAAAUUAUUCUCACUUAAAGAGACUAUUCCGGGACCUCUUCAUCCGCGAAGGUUUCCAAUUUGAUUAUGUCUUUGAUUGGACUAUACUGAAAUGUGGUGAUAAUUAA
Molecule: messenger RNA, 990 nt
Organism: Rhodamnia argentea
Lineage: Eukaryota; Viridiplantae; Streptophyta; Magnoliopsida; Myrtales; Myrtaceae
Product: casein kinase 1-like protein 1
Exons: 3
Coding region: 94-990 (298 amino acids)
Biological process (GO): signal transduction; endocytosis; peptidyl-serine phosphorylation
Cellular component (GO): nucleus; cytoplasm
Molecular function (GO): ATP binding; protein serine/threonine kinase activity
Source: RefSeq, a predicted model, not a curated record